This is a messenger RNA of Dimorphilus gyrociliatus, 689 nucleotides long. NCBI's taxonomy places the organism in Eukaryota, Metazoa, Annelida, Polychaeta, Dinophilidae. The record is from the annotation of a GenBank genome assembly.
AUAUUGAAAGGUUCGGUUGUACAGUUCGUGCGAAUCACUGAAAGAAAGUUCUACGUGCCAUAAUAAUUUUUUCAUUUAUUUCUGCUCAUAAAAUGUAAAUAUGACUGCUCUGUCAAGUGAAUCGCCGAUUUUAAUUGAAACAACUGCAAAAUCAACAUCUACUCUCUCUAUUAAGGAGGAUAAUUCUAAUACAGGUAUUAAUUCCUACAUCAUGCACUCACCAAGUAUUUUACUGAUUUCUUGUCAUUUUGGCUUUUUGCAGCUCUCAUAAUUACUAUUAUAUGUUUUGGAGCGGGAACAUUUAUGAUAUUACUCGGAUGUUUGCUCUUGGGCUAUUAUAUACACACUUUGAAGUAAGUCUAGUUAAGCAAAAACAAACUACAGCCAUGCAUACUAUAGAACGUAGACGACAGCAUAAUAAGCACCUCCAAAAAUAUAACCAGAUGAGAAACUCCUACACUUCACCUCCGAUACCACCCACCUCUCCUCCAAUAUUUAGUGAAGAUCCAUCGACAGUGUCGACAUCAGACGGAUAUGCAUAUGUUAAUGAUGCUUUUGCGAAAGACGGAACAAUUACGAUAAUUAAUGAUGAAAAAAGAGCAUCCGCCAAAUCCAUACCACCAGGUCAGAAGUUCAUUGUUAUAGAGAAUGGACAAAAGAAGGCAUUAAGAAAUUAUACCAUAGAAUAG